AUGAGUUACGUAUUGUUACGACAAAAUGAACGUCAUACAGGUCGGAUUAUUCGAAGAAGUUAUCGAAAUAUGUGUUUCUUGCAAAGACGAGUGUCGACCGAACAACAACCAUUAGCGACACUAAACGAUAGUGAAAACAACGAAGCACCAGCUGAUGUCUCCUUCGAGUUACGACUUGUAGUCGAUGAAGAUAAAAACACGAGCCUUGAAAGUGAAAAAGAAAAAAUCAUCGAUACAUCAGCAACAGAAGAUGAAGAAAUGGAUACACAGCCACUAUUCGAACAACCGGUUCUUCUCGAGGGCAAACGAUCGAGAAAACCAACAUCACGCCUUGAAUUAGCAAAAUUAACACCAACGAAAAAGGAGUUAACUAUUCCACAGGGUCACGGUAAACCACUAGGUGAAAUUGAAUAUAUUAACUAUCAAAUAAGUCAUGCGUCAAGUGAAACAUUGUCUCGAAUGCGAAUUAUUUGUUUUGGUCGACGAGGAAAUUCAACAAAUAUUCGAAAGCAUCUCCGCGAAUUCAAUGGCUUUGCAUUCGAACGUGAAAGUGACGAAUAUCAAAGACAAAUAAGCACUUUAGCAAAAUUAAAAAAGGAUCAAUUACGUUCAAUCUUACGACUUCUCGGUUUGACGUCAACGGGUCGAAAUACUGAACAAGCCGAGCGAAUCUUAAACUUUCUCAUGAAACCUACCGAUGAAGGAAAAACCAUAUCAAAGAAAAAAUCAACAGGUCGUAAGAAAAAGUCGGCUACUGAGGAGCCUAAAAAAGAAAAUGGCAUCACCGCAUUAAAACUCAAACGAAAUGAUGAAGGUGCUGCAAUCGAAUCCGAAGAAAAACCAGUCAAAGUAAACGAUGCAGAUACAAAAGAUUUUGACCCAAUCGAAAACGGACAGACGGUUACAGUUGGAAAAUGA
Molecule: messenger RNA, 918 nt
Organism: Adineta ricciae
Lineage: Eukaryota; Metazoa; Rotifera; Eurotatoria; Adinetida; Adinetidae
Source: the annotation of a GenBank genome assembly